Messenger RNA from Gregarina niphandrodes, 861 nucleotides. Its product is annotated as inositol monophosphatase. The transcript has 2 exons. NCBI's taxonomy places the organism in Eukaryota, Apicomplexa, Conoidasida, Eugregarinorida, Gregarinidae. The coding region runs from base 1 to 861 and encodes 286 amino acids. Gene Ontology annotation, biological process: inositol metabolic process; phosphatidylinositol phosphate biosynthetic process; signal transduction. Gene Ontology annotation, molecular function: inositol monophosphate 1-phosphatase activity. The record is from RefSeq and is a predicted model, not a curated record.
AUGAUGGUUGAGCGCACGUGGAUAGAGACCCUUGCUCGCAAGGUUGGUGAUGUCAUUAGAGAAGAUGGCACAAGAGCCAAGCAUGUGAGUGAAAAGAUGUCAAUCUCUGACCUUGUAACCGAGAGCGAUGUGAAGGUUGAGAAAAUGAUUCGGUCAGCCAUUAGCACGGCGUUCCCUGACCACAAGUUUUUCGGUGAGGAGACGACUCAUGAGGAGUUGACGGAUGACCCAACCUGGGUUGUGGAUCCUAUAGAUGGCACCUCAAAUUUUGUGCACACGUUCCCUCUGCAUAGCGUUUCUAUUGCUUAUUGCGAGAGGAAAGUCCCGGUCAUUGGAGUCAUCUAUGUGCCAUGCCGGGACGAAAUGUUUUCAGCUGAACGAGGGAAAGGCUCCUUCUUGAACGGAAAGCAGAUCAGUGUUACCAAGCGUCAAGUACUACAGGAAUGUAUUGUUUCUACAGGCUUCCAUGUCGGAUUUCUGAAGAAGCUGCGUACUCUUAAACAAACCAAAGGUGAAAAUGACGAAACUGUUAAGCGCCUAAGUCAACUAAGAAACGUGAUAUACCAAAAUACCGAAUGGCUCUUAGAGAACGCCCAAGACAUCCGGAGAACUGGCGCCUGCUCUGUCGACAUGUGUUAUGUCGCAUGCGGCAGGCUGGAUGCGUUCGCUGAAAUAGGACCUCAUGAAUGGGACUUCGCGGCCGGGAAAAUCAUUGUCGAAGAAGCUGGCGGAUUCAUUAAAGGUUUCGGGAGGGAUUUUGAUCUUGGCAAUAGGGAAGUUAUUGUCGCCAACACUAAUGAGAUAGCAGAGCUUCUUAGCAGCAACUUGCUGCCGAGUCCGCUUGAUAUCUCGGAAUUUUAG